UAGGUUCUUCUCGAAUGGCAAAGAUCAUAAGGAACCACUGUGGCGAGGAACUGAACUAUCAGCACUGGAAAAGCCAUCAUCUGGAUUCAAUGUUUCGUCGGCUUCCUCGCUAAAGCAAGACAGUGCACUGACGUGGGGGGAAAAUAGGUGGUUAAAACAUUUAAAGUUGGGGGAUCUAAGGUAUUUCCGGAGGAGCCGGAGCCGUGGCGCAAAAGGAUACUGGAUCCCUCUAGUGAUAUUGUGUUGAAAUGGAACCGGGUUCUUUAUAGUUUCUUGCUUGAUGGCUCUUUUGUAGACCCGUUGUAUCUCUACUUGCCCAGCGUGAGAAGACAUGCAGGGUCUUCAUGUGUAAGGACCGACCUAAACUUACGGAUUGCUGUGACCUUUUUAAGGACUGUCACAGACAUUUUUAUCUAUUACACUUGAUAAUUAAGUUCCGGACUGCAUAUGUGGCGCCUAGUUCACGAGUAUUUGGCAGGGGGGAACUUGUCACGGACCCAAGAAAAAUUGCAGGAGAGAGAUAUCAGAUCCGAUUUCUUCAUUGAUUUUAUUGCUACUCUGCCUCUUCCCCAGAUGCUCAUUUGGUUUAUUAUACCAGCAACAAGAAGCCCUCUUGCUGAUCAGAAUAAUAAUGCUCUGGCAUUGAUUGUUCUGCUCCAAUAUGUUCCAAGGUUAUAUUUGAUCUUUCCACUAAGUUCAGAAAUAAUCAAAGCAACUGGAGUGGUUACCAAGACUGCAUGGGCAGGAGCCGCAUAUAAUCUGCUGUUGUAUAUGCUGGCCAGUCAUGUUUCGGGAGCAGCAUGGUAUCUUCUAUCAGUGGACCGGUAUACCUAUUGUUGGAAAUCUUUUUGCAAAAAGGAAUUUAGUCCUAAAGAUUGCUUUCUUUACCUGGACUGUGAUUCUCUUAACCUUGAGCACCGCAACAUAUGGGCAAAGAAUACAAGUGUGUUUAACAACUGCAAUCCCAGAAACAAUGAUUUUGAGUUUGGCAUAUUCGAAUCUGCAGUGUCAAAACAUGUUGUCUCCACAAACUUCAUCUCAAAGUACUUCUAUUGUUUAUGGUGGGGUUUGCAGCAACUCAGUUCUUAUGGGCAGAACUUGGAGACGAGCACUUUUAUGGGCGAGACAUCAUUUUCUAUUCUGAUUGCCAUCCUGGGUCUUGUGCUGUUUUCCCAUUUGAUUGGGAACAUGCAGACAUAUUUGCAAUCAACCACCAUAAGGCUCGAGGAGUGGAGGCUCAAGCGAAGAGACACUGAAGAGUGGAUGAGACAUCGCCAGCUCCCUGAAGAUUUGAGACGACGUGUUCGACGAUUUGUUCAGUACAAGUGGCUUGCAACUCGAGGAGUUGAUGAAGAAACAAUUCUACGUGGAUUACCUGCUGAUCUUCGCCGUGAUAUCCAACGCCACCUAUUCUUAGACCUUGUUCGACGAGUUCCCUUCUUCUCACAGAUGGAUGAUCAACUACUAGACGCAAUAUGUGAGCGGCUGGAGUCCUUUUUGAGCACUCAAGGCACCUUCAUUGUUCGGGAGGGAGACCCUGUGACAGAAAUGCUCUUUAUCGUCAGAGGUAGAUUAGAUAGUUCUACUACAAAUGGUGGUCGGAGUGGAUUCUUCAAUUCAAUCAUAUUGAGACCUGGAGAUUUUUGUGGUGAGGAACUACUUGCUUGGGCCCUGCUUCCAAAAUCGACCGUGAACCUGCCUUCUUCAACCAGGACCCUUAAAUCACUUACUGAGGUUGAAGCUUUUGCUCUUCGAGCUGAAGAUCUCAAGUUUGUGGCGAAUCAAUUUAGGCGCCUCCACAGCAAGAAGCUGCAGCACACCUUCCGGUUUUAUUCCCAUCAUUGGAGGACUUGGGCAGCCUGCUUCAUACAGGCUGCAUGGCAUCGAUAUAAGAAAAGGAUGUCUGCCAAAGAUCUUGCUUUCAGGGAAUCCUUCACCAUGGAUGAGAAUGUGGCCGAUGAGAGAGAACCUGAGGAUGAAUGUCCUGCCGAUUCAGAUUCUUCUCGGGCUAAAUUGAACCUUGGCGUCACAUUACUUGCGUCAAGGUUUGCUGCAAACACAAGAAGGGGAGCUCUAAAGAUUAAAGAUGACAUGCCAAAAUUGCAAAAACCUGAAGAACCUGACUUUACUGUUGAAGCUGAUGAUGACUAGCUUACUAAGUCUAUACAGAAGCACACUGCCACCGUUUCCCUAGGAUAAUGAUUCCUAGUUCAUAUGUACCCUGCUUAGCCUUUUUACAGCUUUGAAAUUGAAUCAUCAGUCUUGAUUGCUGAUAUUUGUAGAUAUGUCUUGAAUUUAGGGAAGCAGGUAAAUGGGCAGUCUGACUUGGCGGGUCUUCGUCAAUUUA
Messenger RNA from Prosopis cineraria, 2347 nucleotides. RefSeq names its product cyclic nucleotide-gated ion channel 17-like. Lineage: Eukaryota; Viridiplantae; Streptophyta; Magnoliopsida; Fabales; Fabaceae. Gene Ontology annotation, molecular function: monoatomic ion channel activity. The record is from RefSeq and is a predicted model, not a curated record. The coding region runs from base 448 to 2151 and encodes 567 amino acids. The transcript is spliced from 6 exons. Gene Ontology annotation, biological process: monoatomic ion transport; transmembrane transport. Gene Ontology annotation, cellular component: membrane.